Messenger RNA from Eimeria necatrix, 315 nucleotides. RefSeq lists its product as hypothetical. Gene Ontology annotation, biological process: DNA integration. Gene Ontology annotation, molecular function: nucleic acid binding. The coding region runs from base 1 to 315 and encodes 104 amino acids. NCBI's taxonomy places the organism in Eukaryota, Apicomplexa, Conoidasida, Eucoccidiorida, Eimeriidae. The record is from RefSeq and is a predicted model, not a curated record. The transcript has 2 exons.
AUGGCUCAUUUCGUUCCUGCAAAGAAGUCAUUCACAGCAGAAGACACCGUGGAGCUUCUCGCAGACCGACUGAUCCGCUACCACGGAUUUCCAGAGAUACUCUUAUCGGACCGCGACCCCCGCUUCCAGUCAGACCUCUGGCAACAACUAUGUCGCCGCUUUAACAUCAAACGCGCCAUGUCCUCGUCCUACCAUCCACAAAGCGACGGUCAAACUGAAAGGGUUAACCGCACACUGGACCAGAUGCUUCGUACCUACAUCCAAUCCGACAAACGCGAGCAAGUUAGCCCCUACGCUCAUUCCUCCGAUGACUAA